Molecule: messenger RNA, 1726 nt
Organism: Daldinia loculata
Lineage: Eukaryota; Fungi; Ascomycota; Sordariomycetes; Xylariales; Hypoxylaceae
Product: 2-nitropropane dioxygenase
Exons: 1
Coding region: 405-1484 (359 amino acids)
Molecular function (GO): nitronate monooxygenase activity
Source: RefSeq, a predicted model, not a curated record
AUUAAUUUAGUCGUAUACCCUUACGUCGCCUUAUUUCUUACAUUCUAAUCACGAGUCUUACCUAUAACUCGGACACGUAACGUAUAUAAAACUUCGCAUACUUAGUAAAAAAAGAAAAAAAAAGUUUGUGUCGUACAACAUCCAAGCCGCUCGCAGUACUUCCUAAACCACGGGUCGGAUCGCAUCGCAUCGUAGUACCCUUAGUCCGAGGUGGCUGAAUUUGGAUUGCUCGAUAAAACUGUUGGGAUUCCGCUCUCGAGCAAAGCGUCUUUUUAUACUUGACUCCCGUCCCUCGCAGACAAUCACACUCCACCGGCCUAUAUCAAAGCGGCACAGUUCCCACCCGCAAUUGUAAACCCAGGACAAGUAGGUAAAGACGUAAAUUAACAAAUCCAACCAUCACAAUGGCGCCGCAGCCCCAAGGCCCCAUCACAACCCCCCUCACCACCCUCCUCGGGAUCCAGCACCCCAUCAUCCUCGCAGGCAUGGCCCGCGUCUCAGGCGGCGCCCUCGCCGCCGCCGUCUCCAACGCCGGCGGUCUAGGCGUCAUCGGCGGGUUCCAAUACACGCCCUCGCAACUCCGCGCCAUCAUCGCGGAGCUCAAAGCCGCCCUGCGGUCCCCGGAUCUGCCGUUCGGCGUGGACUUGGCGCUGCCGCAGAUCGGCGGGUCCGCGCGCAAGACUAACCACGACUACACGGGCGGCAAGCUCGACGAGCUCGUCGACAUCACGAUCGAGAGCGGCGCGAAGCUGUUCGUCAGCGCGGUGGGUGUCCCGCCCAAGUACGUGAUUGACAAGUUGCAUGAUGCGGGGAUAUUGGUGAUGAAUAUGGUCGGACACCCGAAACACGCGGUUAAGGCCCUGGAUCUCGGUGUGGAUAUGGUGUGUCCGCAGGGCGGCGAGGGCGGUGGUCACACGGGCGAUAUAGCCAGCUCGGUGCUUACCCCGGCCGUCGCCGACGUCGCAGCGUGCUACCACCCGGCGAUGCUAAAAGGCAGCCCCGCGCUCGUCGUAGCCGCAGGCGGUAUCAACGACGGACGGUCGCUAGCCGCAAGCCUGAUGCAAGGCGCGGCGGGAGUCUGGGUGGGAACACGCUUCGUAGCGAGCGUCGAAGCAGCCAGCAGCGAGGAGCACAAGGCGAGCGUGGUAGCGUGCGGCUUCGAAGAUACGCAGCGCACGCUGGUGCUCACAGGGCGGCCGCUGCGCAUGCGCGCCAACGCGUAUAUCGCGCGGUGGCACGCGCAGCCGCAGAAGAUACGCGAGCUCUGCGACAGGGGCGUCGUGCCCAUCGAGCACGACCUCGAGAACGACGUCGACGAUAUCGAUCCCCCGCACCUGAUGGGCCAGGUCGCGGGCGCCGUUACCAAGGUCCAGCCUGCCGCCGAGAUCGUCCGCGAGAUGGUGGAUGGUGCGGUGCGGAUGCUGAGGCUGGGGAGCUCGUAUGUGGAUGCGAAUGCUGCCGGUGGCGCGAAGAGUAAACUAUGAGGCUUGGACCCCAGGGGCCCAGGUUGGGGGUGGAAGAAAUGUGUGUGUACCUACCUAUGCACCGAGUCCUACAUGUAAGGUACAUAGGAAGGAAGAUAUCAACAUGUAAGUAUGCAGGCUGGCAUCCAGUACCCAAGUACAUGCCGCUACGAUCUGCAGCCGGGUCCGCAGCCGGGAACCGGUACGCGCCUUACCGGCACCGAGGGGGGAAGUCGAUGACCUUACUACGUACAUACAUGGCA